Molecule: messenger RNA, 1029 nt
Organism: Lolium perenne
Lineage: Eukaryota; Viridiplantae; Streptophyta; Magnoliopsida; Poales; Poaceae
Source: RefSeq, a predicted model, not a curated record
AUGAUGGAAAUCAUGUCAGAAUUUUAUGGUUCAGAGUUGCUUGUGCCAUACACAACCAAAACAAUCACCAACUACUGUGCAACUCUGACUAGAGAAGAAACAAAAGAUGGGGAUCUGGCUAAAGUUGUGAGCUACUUUGUAGAGCUUAAAGAAGAAAAGGAUCCAGACUUUUAUUUCCGGUUAAAAUUGGACGACGAAGACAGGGUAGAAAACAUUUUCUGGGUUGAUGGAGCUGCCCGGAAGGCAUAUGCAGAGGCUUACCAUGACUGUGUCUCCUUUGAUGCAACUUACUUGACAAAUAAGUACAGUAUGCCUUUUGCACCAUUCAUUGGGAUAAAUAAACAUGGGCAGUCCAUCAUGCUGGGUUGUGGAUUUGUUAAGCAAGAAUUGGCAACAAGCUAUGAUUGGUUGUUUGAGAGUUUCCUUAUUGCCAUGAAUGGUCUUGCCCCGGACAAUAUUAUCACAGACCAAGAUGGUGCUAUGGCGGUGUCGAUUGGCAGAUUGUUCCCAUCUUCUGUUCACCGUAAUUGUCGCUGGCACAUAAUGCAGAACGCACAGUUGAAAUGUGGCCCUACACUGGGUAGGAACCCUGGUUUAGCUGAAGAUUUCAAUGAUUGCAUCGAUUUCAGCUUUUCACCAGAGGAGUUUGAGGCAAAAUGGGCUCUGUUUGUAGGCAAGUGGCCAGUUGUUGGUGGUGCAAAUUCUUACUUUACGACUCUCUAUGCUAAUCGUGCUAAGUGGGUACCAUGCUACUUCAAGCACAGAUUCUUCCCAUUCUUGCAGUCCACGCAACGAAGUGAGGGCUUUAAUGCCAUUCUCAAACGCUAUACGAACCCAAAAAAGUCUAUACUACACUUUGUACAACAGUAUGAGAAGUUGCAGACUCAUGUACUUGUGAAAGAAGGGGGUAAUGAUUACAGGACGGAUUGUUUGGAACUUCGUCCAUGGUCACCAUUCCCUGUUGAGGAACAUGCUUUCAAAGUUUACUGCAGAGACAUAUAUUUGAGGUUCGGAACGAGUUUGAGCUGA